Molecule: messenger RNA, 1435 nt
Organism: Panicum virgatum (switchgrass)
Lineage: Eukaryota; Viridiplantae; Streptophyta; Magnoliopsida; Poales; Poaceae
Exons: 7
Coding region: 273-1115 (280 amino acids)
Source: RefSeq, a predicted model, not a curated record
CGGCUGCUUAUUCCGAUCGGGGCAGCCAUGGCCGCCGGGGCGCUGGGGCUAUAUAAACCCUCCCGCCCCCGCCUCCUCUACUCCCCCCCUCCGCCUCUCGCUCCCUUUCGCAUCUGGUUCGGAGAGCUCUCUUGAAGCCUCGAGCCUGCCUCUCGCCUGUGCUCUGCUCUGCUCCGCGCCUCCGGCUCCGCCGCCGCGCUAGCUGUUGCAUUGCAGCCCGCGAGCCCUGAGCUGAUAGCUAGCUCGUUCGUUCUUCAUCACACUUCCGAGACAUGGAGUUCGAAGACCACUGCCACAAGGUCCAGGAGCCCAAGUUCGACUGCCUGCUCUUCGACCUCGACGACACUCUGUACCCGUUGAGUUCUGGGAUCGCAGGCCAUGUCAAGAAGAACAUUGAAGACUACAUGGUUGAGAAGCUGGGUAUUGAUGAGAGCAAGAUCGAGAACCUUGGCAACCUGCUGUACAAGAACUACGGCACCACGAUGGCCGGCCUCAGGGCGAUCGGCUACAGCUUCGAUUACGAUGAGUACCACGCCUUCGUCCACGGAAGGCUACCCUACGACAACAUCAAGCCCGACCCUGUUCUCAAGCACAUUCUCAAGAACCUGCGCAUCCGCAAACUCAUAUUCACCAACGGCGACAAGGUCCACGCCGUGCGCGCCCUCAAGAGGCUGGGCCUGGAGGACUGCUUCGAGGGGAUCAUCUGCUUCGAGACCCUGAACCCGCCGUGCCCGCCGCGGGGCGACCAGGCGCCCGAGAUCUUCGACAUCGCCGGCCACUUCGCCCUGUCCGGCACUGCCGACGAGCUCCCCAAGACUCCCGUCCUGUGCAAGCCCAACGUCGACGCCAUGGAGGAGGCGCUCAGGAUCGCCAACGUCAACCCCCACAAGGCGAUCUUCUUCGACGACAGCGUGCGCAACAUCCAGGCCGGGAAGCAGAUCGGCCUCCACACGGUGCUGGUGGGCAAGUCGCAGCGUGUGAAGGGCGCGGACCACGCGCUGGAGAGCAUCCACAACAUCAGGGAGGCGCUGCCGGAGCUGUGGGAGGAGGCCGAGAAGGCGGAGGACGUGCUCUACGCCGACCGCGUGGCCAUCGAGACCUCCGUCACGGCGUAAAACCCCCCCGGCGCGCCGUCAGCUAGCCGAAGUUUCUCGACGUCCAGGGCCGCUGCAGCAGCGAGAUCACGCAUCACACGCGCCCGGGCCAGGGACUGGUGGUCUCUCACGGUGGGAACUGAAUUCCAGCGAUGGCCGGGCAGGGAAUUUCCGACAACAGCAGGGGUGCAGCAUGUAACGGGGGGGAACAGAUGACGAGCUCGUGAUGGGCUGGUUCUAAUAUAGUAUAUACAUACAUAUAUAUGUAUCGGCCAGACCUUUUGCUUGUAAAUUACUACUAGUAGAAGAAAUAAUAAGAAGAACAACGGAGUUUACUUGUA